AUGUUGCACAAAAUCAUCGUCAAUCAAUACAACCUAUGGGUCGUCAUCUUCGUGGCCAUAGGCACGAUAUCCACCGCCUAUGGCCUUGCCAUCAUUGGGUCGACCGUCGGGCAACCCAACUUCUACUCGUACUUUAAUCUAGCCGUGGCAGGAGAGCCCGGCUAUGCCCAUACCACCAACAUGAUCGGUGCCUUGAACGGGGUCAACUCCGCCGGUGCAAUCGUAGGCUGCAUUUCCCAGGCUUGGUCUGCCGACAAGUAUGGCCGCAAACGAACCAUGCAAAUCGGGUCGGUCAUUCUCAUUGUGGGAGGCGCUCUCUGUGCUGGAGCGGUCGACAUGGCAAUGUUCCUCGUCGGCCGAUUCAUUGCCGGAAUGGGUUCUGGCAUCCUUGCAUGUGUUGUUCCGAUCUACCAAGCAGAAGUAUCAACACCGGAGACCCGAGGAGCUAUGGUCUGCGUCACUGGCAUCAUGUACGCGGUCGGCUACAUGCUGGCUGGCUGGCUCGGGUAUGCCUGUUUCCACAUGUCGGCCACGGAUCCAGCCGCGCAGUUUGCCUGGCGAUUCCCCUUGGCAUUCCAAGUCGUCUUCCCUCUUAUCUUGCUCGCCGGAAGCAAGAUUGUCCCCUUCAGCCCACGUUGGCUUCUCUCCAAAGGACGCCGCCAAGAGGCUCUCGACGUGGUCAAACGACUCCAUGCAACGCCGGGCGACACGGAGCACGUCGUUGCUCGACGCGAGUUCUGGCUCAUGGAGAAGCAGUACGAAAUGGAUGCAAGCAUGUCCCGGGGCCGCCACGGACAAUUCGCCGAGCUCUUCUCUACCCCCGCUAACAGAAAACGUACUUUGAUGGCCUGCAUUUUGAUGUGGGGAGACCAGUUCUUAGGUAUUUUUGUAAUGACGAACUACGGAGUUUUGAUCUACGCAAGCCUGGGGCUAAGCGGCGACAUUCCCCUCCUGCUCAAUGCCUGUUGGACCACUUUUACACUAAUCGGCAACACCUGGACGGCAUUGUACAUCGACCGUUUCGGCCGCCGGCGCUUCAUGCUCAUCGGGUCCAUCGGUUGCGUGGUAUCUGUGAUAUUCCUCUGCGCCCUCACGGCCUCAUUCCUCAACACGGACAACGAGGCCGGUCUCCGCGCGGGCGUCUUCUUCAUCUGGUUCUACAUCGUCUGGUGGUGUUUCUUCAUCGACGCCACUCAGUACGUCUAUGUGUCUGAGAUCUUCCCCAACCAUUUGAGACCAGCGGGAGUGGCAAUGGGUCUGUCGGCCUUCUACCUGGCCAGCGAGGUCACGCUUGUUGCCGCGCCUGUGGCAUUGAACGAAAUCGGCUGGAAGUUCUACUUGGUGUUGAUCAUUCCGAGCGUCGUGUACAUCGUGAUAAUGUACUUCCUCUUCCCCGAGACGAAAGGCCGGACCCUCGAAGAGAUAGGCCACGUCUUCGGCGACGACAUGCACGUCGCGCACAACUGGUACGAGGCGUCCGAGGAAGAGAAGGCGGCAAUCGAACAGCAAGCCCUCGAAGAGACCAAGGGCGGCCGCGUGCAGGAGAAGACCACGGCCGCUAACGACCUCGGGACAGUCAGUCAAGUCGAGGACUCGUAUGCCGACAAAGGUACCACGAAUGUCAAUGAGAAUGCUGGCAGGGAGUGA
Messenger RNA from Cladophialophora yegresii CBS 114405, 1647 nucleotides. RefSeq lists its product as uncharacterized. The coding region runs from base 1 to 1647 and encodes 548 amino acids. Gene Ontology annotation, cellular component: membrane. Lineage: Eukaryota; Fungi; Ascomycota; Eurotiomycetes; Chaetothyriales; Herpotrichiellaceae. Gene Ontology annotation, biological process: carbohydrate transport; transmembrane transport. The transcript has 5 exons. The record is from RefSeq and is a predicted model, not a curated record. Gene Ontology annotation, molecular function: carbohydrate:proton symporter activity.